AUGAAUCCGGCAAACUUCCCCAAUGUGGCUGCCGCUGGCAUGCCCGGGGGUCCCAACCCCCAGGGCCAGAUAAACGCUCAAAACACUCAAGUCUCUCGCCAAAUCCUCCAAGUCUUGCAGUCUCAAGGGCCCUUCUCUGGAUGGCGUGCCGAAGUGCAACCCACGGAACGAGCCAUGAAAGUCUGGCAGAUGAUCUCCUCCCUGCGACUCAUCCAGCCGAAAAUCGAAACCUUCACUGCUCUCCAAGCCGCCCUUUCCUUCGAAGAAAAGGCUUUCCGGGAAGCCAACCAAAAGGAGGAUUACGAAAAAGAAUGCACCAAUAAACUACUCGCAAUCAAGGAAACCCGGACCCGGCAAAAGGCGCUCUUCAACCAAAACGCUUUAAUGCAGCAAAAUGGAGGUCCUGCUGGUGGCAUCCCCGGGGUCGCUCGUCCAAACCAGGUUCCUAACCAGUUCAAUCAGAUGAACCGACCCAUGCAGACUUCUCCAAUUCCCGGACAGAUGCCAAUGCACAUGGGCAUGAACGACCCAAGUCUCAUGCAACAACAGCAGCAACAGCAGCAACAUCGCCAGCAGCAAGGCCUCCCCCAAAAUCAAAUGGGCCAGCAACGCGUUGGACCAGGAAUGCCGAUGAACGAUAAUCUGGCUUUGCUGAGUCCAGCGGACUAUGAACAAGUGUGUCAAUUAGCAGCACAACUGAUCGAAAAGAUGUCUCCAGAGGACCGCGAAAAGCGCAAAGCAGAGGUCGCCCGCAGUCUGAGUAACGAAGCCCAACAGGUUAUUGCACAGAAAUAUGGGGAUCCUUUAACGUACAUGGUACGCGCUCAAACUGCAAGACGUCUCCGAGACCGACGGAACCAGCAAAUGCUUCGUAAUCCUGGAAUGGACCCAAACAACCCCAUGAUGGGCUCGGACGGUAUGAUGAAUAAUGCUGCCCAGCGAUCAAUGGGACCAAACAUGAUGGGCUUGCAGCGAAACGCCGCCAUGCAGAUGAACAACCAACCUGGCCUGGAUACUACUGCCUUCAUAGGAAACGUUGAGAACAUUCAAGGACAGCAAGUGGAUGGGCUUCGUUCCCAAGAAGCGGGCCAGCUUGUUGUCCCCGCCAGCAACGCAUCCAUGAUGGGUCAACAGCCAUUUGCAAACUCGAAUGGCAUGUUUCAGCAGGGCACACCUUCACAGCAGGGAAAAAAUGGUCAACUAGCCGUCAACCGACCUGGUGUCAACCCCCAACAAUUUCUCACGGCGCAGCAGCUACAGAGCGCUCAAAAUGCUCAGCAGGAUCUUCUCCAGCAAACGCCCCAAUUUCAAGCUCAAAACCAGGGGCAAAAUCUAUCCCCCGCUCAAAUACAAGCCCAAGCCCAGGCGCAAGCGCAAGCGCAAGCUCAAGCUCGGGCGCAUGCUGCCCACAAUGCGAAAAUGGCCAUGUCGACACAAGCCGGAGGUCAGAAUAAUGGCCAAAUGAAUCAAAAUAUUCCUCACCGGAGUCCCGCUAUGCCGAUGCUCAACCGUCCAAUUGGUCCUAACAUGUCUCCUGCACAGGGACGACCACCAUCGCGGCCACCUGGGAUGAAUGGCCAACAGCCUGGAGGUGUAGUGCGAGCCCCGAUUCCUCCAAAUCUUCCUCCCAAUUUGCAAGAACGUCUCGCUCAGAUGCCCCCCGAGCAGAUGAACGCAUUCCUCAUAGCCCAGCAGCGCCGUGCUCUAGCAAACAGUCAAGCCAAGGCGAAUGGGCAGUCAAUACCAUUGCAAGCCAACUUCUCUCAACAGUCACAAAAUGGCCAGUUUAAUGAUCCUAAUUUACGUACAUCAAUGGGUUUACAACAACCGCUAAAUGGUAUGGCUGGUGGAUCACAAAACAACCUAAUGAUGAUGCCAGGACAACAACUUUCUCUGCAGCAACAGCAACAGCAACAGCAACUCCUUCGACAGCAGCAAUUGAUGCGCUCGCAAAACUUGCCCUUUGAGAUGAGUCAAGAACAGACCAAUCAGAUGGACCGCGUCCCCUUCCCACCGACGAUGCUUAAUAAUAACUCCAACCUCAAUCCUCCAGUGCCGAAGACUGUCAAAACAUGGGGUCAGUUGAAGGAGUGGGUUCUUCAGAACCCGCAAGUGCUUGGAAAUGUCGACCUGCCUAAGUUACUGCACCUCCAACGGCUUCACCUGGCGCAGACUUUAACACAACAACGAGAAGCUGGGCGAACUGCCGAACAAGCUGGACAAGUCAAUUGGACUGGACACCCACAACAAUUCAUGCACGGCCAAAAUACUCCUGGAGGACAUCCACCUAUGCCAGUCGUGACACAAGGCGAUAUUCAACUUGCGCGCUCAAAACUUAUCCAAGGGAAUCCGAAUAUUACCGACGAACAAAUCAAGGCGCUCAUUAUAAGGAACCGUCAGAGGCACAUGCUAGCGCAGCUGCAAGCUCGGGGCAUUCCGCCGCAAGCUCUAGGUCAGAACCAGACAAUGCAGCAGCACGCGAAUCAGCCCCAGCAAGCCCCAGCCCAAAACCCUGCCGCAGCAAAACCGGCUGCCCCUGCGGUACCAGCCACAGCGCAAGCAAGCCAGCAGGCACCUACAUCGCAGCCACCCAAUGCUAAACCUCAACCCCAACCCACAACAGGUAAAAACUCCAAAGCCGGGAAUGCCGGUACGAAGGCUGCCGCCAAAAAGCGACCUGCUUCGGAUGAUGUUAUCGAAAUUCAGAACCCCAAGGCUCAACAGCCAUCACAAGCUCCCUCCGCUCCGCCACCUAUGGCUACAGCUCCCCGACCUCCAUUGCCUUUCUCCAAAGAACAGUUGGCUGCCAUGACUCCUCAACAACGUGCACAAUUGGAAGCCCAGAUGAAGCAGCGGCAAGCUCGCCCCACAUUGACGAAAGCCGCUGCGGAAGAAAACUGGAACAAAAACCUGCCAGACAAUUUGAAACAUGUGUAUGCCCAAAUGGCAAUGGGCAAGGGUCCUCAGGAAAACAAUUCAGGGCAGUCAAACAUAUCAGCGGAAGACAAGGCAGCGAUGGCGCAACAGUUGCGAGAGUGCACCGAUAUGCUUUCAAGGAUGGAUACUCUUGUCAUGUGGUUGGGCAAAAUUCCUAACCAGGACAAGAAUAUCAAGGCGCUAUUCUCAAUGCGCAACCAACUUAUGAAGCAAUUCAAGGGUGCGGACUGGACGCUGAAUGAUGAGUUUACCGUUGCCCCAGAUUAUUUGAAAAAAUCCAUUGGCUAUAUUAGAGGAAUGUUCACAACUAUGAUUCACAAGGUUCAAAGUCAAAGACCCAAGGCUCCGAAUGCGCUCGCACCUGGUAGUCAACCGAUGGUUACGCCUUUGAAUGCAUCGAAUCUUGAACAAUUACAGCAACAGGAGGAAGCAAAGCGAGCUCGGCGGACGCAGAAUCAAGCUGUUCCUGCAGCUCCAACUGCCACGCAGCCACCAUUUCAACUAGGAGAACUCUCACCGCAGGGCGUGCCUCAAGCCUACGGACCCGGAGGAUUCUCCCCGGACAAGAUGAAAAUUCCACCCUCCAAACGCCGCAAGCAAAGCCAUCCUACAACUCCUGCAACCCCAACAAUUAAUCUCCCUGGACCGCAAACGAAACCCGAGACAUCAAAACAACCUAUGUUUAAAUGUUCAGUGGCUGAUUGCGAAUUCCACCAUAGGGGCUUUAAAACGCAGGUUGAUCUUGAUAAGCAUGUUGAGGAAUAUCACACGGCGAAAGAGCAGAUUGAUGAUCCUUUGAAAUAUGCAUUAGACGGUUUCAAUUCCGCACUUGGUGUACCAGGGCAAGAGACGUUGAAUUUGGAUGGAACGGAUGAAAAGAAGGCAGUUAUCGACAUAUUAUCGGUGGCUGGUUCCAAGCCUAUAAACCUGGCAAAACAGGAAGUCAAGGCCGAGGGAGCGACCCCAACAACUGCCGCCACGACGCCACUAGGAAGGGUGCUGGGGCAAACCGAUUCCAAACCCUCACCUACAACCACUCACCAACUCCUUACUCCGCGGUCCAACGCCUCCAAAAUCGCUAAAGUACCAACUGCGAAACACGCACCCGGGAAGGAUGACAAAGAUGCUGGCAAGGCGGGUGACCCGGCUAUUGCGCCUGAUGACAAGAAUUUGAAGAAUGGCUGGCUGGAUAGUAACGUGUCACUCGACCUUAUCCAGGACGCAUUCGAUGUUUCUAUGAGCGAUGACAUUUUCGGUCUUGGUGGUGGUGAUCUCUUCGACGAGUUUGUCAACUCUGAUAUGUUUAUGGGGCAGGCUGAAGACACCCCUGACUCCAUUGACAGCAACGGGCUUCACACACAGACGCCGGAGGGUGGCGAGAUGGCUAAAGAAGAAACGACCAUCAAUAUCAACGAUACAGACGACUUGCUCCCCGCCGAUUGGUAUAGUCAUCCGGGGCCGAUCCUUAGUCACCGUGCUACCGAUGACCCCUGGGCAGACUGGGAGACUCUAACAAAGGAGUUCUCAGCGGUCCCUCUUGAAGAAAAUUUGACCUUUACAGUCUCAUAA
Molecule: messenger RNA, 4506 nt
Organism: Talaromyces proteolyticus
Lineage: Eukaryota; Fungi; Ascomycota; Eurotiomycetes; Eurotiales; Trichocomaceae
Exons: 4
Coding region: 1-4506 (1501 amino acids)
Biological process (GO): regulation of transcription by RNA polymerase II
Cellular component (GO): mediator complex
Molecular function (GO): transcription coregulator activity
Source: RefSeq, a predicted model, not a curated record